Molecule: messenger RNA, 6327 nt
Organism: Vitrella brassicaformis
Lineage: Eukaryota; Vitrellaceae
Source: the annotation of a GenBank genome assembly
GUUUGAGCCCUUUUUGCAGAGCGCAUUGCCUGGUUUCUGGCUGCCUGUGGCAUCCCUCAUCGGUGUGGUCGAUGAUGAUGCUGCCGGCGGACCAGGCGGUGCGUGCGUCGGGCGGCGAGGUGCCGCACGUGGAGGAUUCUAAGGGGUCGGUAGAGAUGCUGGCGGACCUGCUUGAGAUGCACUACCUGAUGAAGAGGUAGGUGCGGUGGGCCCCUGAAUGACGAGGGAGAGGGAGGGAUGUGUGGAUGGAUGGAAUGGAAUGGAUGGCAUGGGCCGGAAAUGGCCAUGGUUGCGUUGUGUUGUGUCGUGUGGCUGGAUGGAUGGAUGGAUGGGAGGAUGGACGGUCUCUGUGUGUUGUGUGCGUUGCAAUGGAAUGCAAUGGAAUACAGGUAUGAGGAGGAGCGGAUCAAGGAUAAGUUGACGGACUACUUCAAGAUAGACCAACCCUUGCCCCACGACUGGUAGGUGCAAGGAUGGAUGGAUGUGGGUGAGAACGCGCGAGCCCAUCCAUCCCACGACGCUAUCCAAUGGUUUUUUCUUCGUCUUAUGUCGAUGCCAUUACCAUCAGGGUCCGUGAGGCUGAACACCGGGCCCAACAGAGAGCCAAGGAGAAGUUCUCGGUGAACGAACUCGACACAUCAGAAGAGGACAGAACCAUGGAAGUCUCCCAUCUAUCCAUCCAUCCAUCCAUCCAUCCAUCCAUCUGUGGCUUCGCUUCUUUGUUUGUGUGUGCAGCAAUGGCGUGUGUUCAUGGAGACGUAUCGCAAGCUGCUGGACCACGCCAAGAGCCGCCACAGGGAGGCCAUCUGGAAGCCCGGCAACGUACCCACAGAGGAGGACAGGAAGGAGCCACCCUCACUGCGGCAGGUGGCAGUGGCCGGCGGACAUCUCGUCGGACAGGUGGGGGAAGAAAGGUCUACUGGGGAUGGGGUGGGGUGGGGGGAUGUUGUUUCUUGAUGUCAUGUGUGUGUGUGUGUGUGUGUGGUGUGUGUCAGUUUUUGUCAGGUGGGAGCGUUGGUCAGGUGCAUGUAGCUCUGAGGCUGACGGAUCGACACAGUGAGCAACACACCCACGGUUGCCUGGAGCUUCGUUGCCUUGAGGCAGGUGUGGCUGUCUGGCUGUGUGUGUGUGUGUGUCGACAGCUGCGAGUCCCCAGUUUGUGGCGGCCAAGCUCACCCACAUCCGACCACAGUCGCGUACGUCAAGAAGGAAGAAUGACAGACACCCCACACCCCACAUCCAUCCAUCCAUGGGUUCUUCUGCAUGGUGCUGUGUGCCCUUCUGUGUGCAGGUACUGAGGCGUUGCGUCACUGGAAUGAGGAGGUCGACAACUGGUCACUGCUCAAACACGAACACAUCGUCAGGUAUGCACACACACACACCCCGACCACACACAUGAGUAUCCCCCUCCCCCCACCCUUGUCCGUGUGUGUGUGUGUGUGUGUGUGUACCUGUCUGUGUGCGUGUGCAGGUUGUUGUCGACCUCCCACAGUGUGCGGAGCAGCCCUAUUGCGCUGGCGUCGACGACCCCCGAGGCCAUGCAGAUCCAGGGGUGCACCGAGCUGGUCGUGGCAUUCAUGGAGUACUCACAGGAGGGAGACCUCUGCAGACUAGUCAGGUUCGCACGCACAUGGGAAUAUGAAGGGAAAAGGUAGGUAGGCAGUAUGUAUGUUGAUGUGUGUGUGUGUGUAUGUGUGUAUGUGUGUGUCAGGGACCACACGUACCUCAAGCCCGAGCUGGCGCGGCGGCUGUGGGCGCAGGCGGUCAGCGCCAUCUGGUACCUCCACGAGACUCACGGCAUGGCACACAGAGGUACGUACUUACCUUCAUCCCUCACCCCUCCCCUCAUCCCUCCCCUCACCCCCACACGCAUCCAUCCCUCCAAUCCAUCGAUGUCUAUGUGUGUCUCUCUGUGUCAGACAUCAAGCCCGAGAACUUCCUGUUGUUUCGCGAGGCGUCGGACAGUGCCACUGCGGGUCAGCAGAGGCGCAAGAAGACCCCCCAGGCCAGCCCGUCGGCGUCAUCCUCCAUACUCACUAGCGCGGCGGCUGCUGGCAGCAGCUCCCAGCAGAACCACCACCAGCUGACACUCAAGGUCGGUCGAUGGCGGGCCGCCCACACACUCACACACACGUGGGAAAUGGGCACUGGUGUGCGUAUGUGUGACAUCUCCUUGCUCGCGUCAGUUGUGCGAUUUCGGCAUGUUGAAGCGUUUCAAGAUGGAGGCCAACGGGCAGGAGUACAUCCUCAAAGCCGACGACCUGCAGGUCAGUCCAUUCUCCACACCCACCCACCCACCGUAUGUCUCUCCUCACCCCUUGCGCACGCGUGUGUGUGUGUGGGGGGGUAUGUGUGGGUCUAUGGUCAGGGUACCUUCACCUACAAUGCGCCCGAGGUGCUGUGGGCGGGACACGCCAACAUCGACCCAAACACCAUGGAAAAGAAAAACUCCACGCGCGUAAGAGAGACCACACACACACACACACACACACACAGAGAGAGAGAGAGAGAGACAGGUGGGCGCGUCUGUGUCUGUGUGUGUGGCUGGUCAGAACUAUUUGUUCGACCUGGGGCCUGCGGACAUCUUCUCGCUCGGCGCCACGCUCUUCGCCAUGCUCUUCGGCACCGUGCCCUUCGGGGUCCUGGAGCGCAAACCAGCCAUGCAGGCCUACCUGGUACACCACACAAACAAAGUCACGUCACUCACCCUACCGACCAGACCAGACACACGGACUGCCGAGCCCCCAAUCAGCACACUCCUCAUGUCAUCUGUGUGUGCGUAUGUGGGCAUGCAAUGCAGGACGUGAUGAAUGGCGAUUUCAAGGACUUUGCCGACAUGCAGGCGGGCCACCUCUCCCCCGGCCAGAAGGACGAGAUCUACGACCUGCUGGCCAAGGUGCUGUUCAAGCAUCCCGACGGCCGCGCCACCUUCGAGGCCAUCGCAAACCACCCCUGGAUGGCGGCAGACAAGAAGUUCGUCAAGCGACCCGCCAUGAAACUGUGAGUGAGACACACAGACAGAGAGAGGGACCACACACACUCAGAGGAAAUGAAAUGACGGGUGUGGUGGCAUAUGGUGGGAAUGGUGUGUGCGGGGUGUGUAGGUUGAAGGCUACGGGUCGGCUGCGCCAUCCCACCACUCAGGAGGGGGCACAUUUCCACCACCACACCCUCGUGCCCUCCACAUCACAGAUACUCUGGGUGAGUCGGCACAGAGAGAGAGAGAGAGAGGGAGAUAGCUUACACAUCAACCUCUCUGUGGCCCGGCCGUGGGUGCGUGCGCAUGACUGCGAUGCAGCCACUGACGCCCGCAGCGUACCAGCCCCCCCUGCAGUUCACACACCUGGCCUACGGCACCCCACACGUCCCCGCCGACACUCGCCCGGGGCUGCCGCACCUCUGCGCCAUCCCUGUGGUCGACAGAGGCCUGCCAGUGCACCGCAAAGCCAGCGGACCACACGUACGGGACGUGACCAACACUCACUGCCCUGCCUGACACAUCACAUGACGCUCUUCUGCCGUUCUCUUGUGUGUCUACACAUAUCAGAUUCCGCCCCCAGUAGCUCUGGUGCCCCCUCCGGCCGCUGCCGUGCCGCCAUCGAUGUCGCCGCAGGCGCCGUUGCGUGAGCUGGGGGCGCCCCACCCCCACCCACACUCCCGUGCCAUGGCCAUCCAGCCACAGCCGCACCCACAGACACAUGCACAGCCGCAGCCGCAGCCGCAGCCGCAGACGCCCUCCCGCCCCGCACACAGGGAGAUCAUGCAGUCGCCCGCCGACCAGACGCCCAAAGGCAAAGAAACGCAACACAAGGGCACAGGUGCGGACACACGAAUGAAUGGAUGGAUGGAUGGAUGGAUGGCAAACACACACACCUGACAUGACAUCUAUGCAUCGAUACCCUGUUGCCGUUGGUGUGAAUGAUCAGGCCCUAUCCCCGCCAUGAGCCCCCUGCCGGCUCUCACCAAGCGGCCUGGGGAGGGAAGCCCGCCCUCCCGCAAUGGCAGUCCCGACUCGCCAUCGUCCUCCUCAUCCAGCGGCGGCAGCCCCAUCAUGGCCAUCGGCAAUGUCGGCAUCAGUAGAGUCGGCGGAGGGCGGGCCAAGCAGGCCGGCAGGCACCACCCCAACCUCGAGCCAGUAGCAGAGGUGACCGCCGAGGCCAAUGGGCGGACGGAGGACAGCAAGGCGGCGUCUCCCAGAAGUGUCGUCACCCGCCCCACGCCCCCCAAGGCACCGACCCUCCAGACCAAGACCACCACCAACACCAGCGGCAGCUCUCGCACCGACACGCGUGAAUCGGAGGACAACAACAGGACGGGCGGCGAUGAUGACCAGCAGCCCCAACCCCAGGCCCAGGCCCAGCCCACACGGCCCAAAAGCGUGCCGAAGAUCGCAGCAGCAGCUGCAGCUGCAGCUGCAGCUGUGGCCAGGUCAGGGGGCGGGGGAGGGGGAGGGAAAGCGACGCCCUCGUCUUCAGGGGCGGCUGUGGUGGGAACCGGCAAGGCCAAGGCGCCCGCGCCCAAGCAGCAGGGGGUGGCGAGUCCUGCGCGUGCAGCCGAUCUGAGUGCAAGUGUGGGUGUGGGUGUGGGUGUGGGUGUGGGGGCGAGUGGAGGCGGGACGGGGGGACAGGAGGGGGCGGGGAGCAGUAGUGCCGCUGCUGCUGCUGCUAAUGCCGGUACUGCCGGUUAUGGUGUGGGGGUGGGUGCCGCCCAGCAGAGGCAUGCUGCGGCCAAGGCAGCUGAUCUAGGAGGGGCGCCGCGGGCUGCUGCUGCGGCGGGUGGUAGUGGCAAUGCUACCAGGCCACGGCCGCCGAUGAGCUUCUUUCAACCGCAGAAUACGCCCCACGUACACAGAUCCACGUAGCCACACAUCCACAUGCAUUCCAGCCCCACUCGUGGGUGGUGUGUGUGUCUCUCUCUCUCUCUCUGUGUGUGUGUGGCGCCGUGUGCAGCGAUCGACAGUCGGCCAUCUCCCGGUGCUAAACGGCCCCCGCAGCACGGGCAGUGGCAUGCAGAACACGACCAAUACGGCCAUCGAGGCCAACGACACCAACAGCCCCGAGCCGGUGCCCAUCCCCUCACCGAUGCCGUACCUACCCAACCACCCACACCCACAGACGGGCCGCAUGCAGCCCACGCCCUUCGACCGAAGCCGACUGGGAAACUACGGACCCGCAUCGCAGUAUCGCCCACAGGGUGAGCAGAGAUACAGGGAGGGGGAUCUGGCAUAUGUCUGUAUGUGUUGGUUUGCUCGUUCUGUGUGGAUGUACGAAUGUGUUAGUGAUGGCAGCGUAUCACCCGGUGCCUCCGCGGGGCCCCAGCGGCAUGAACGCCAUGGCUCCUUCCCCCACACCUGCCAGAUUCCGCGAGCAGGUAGGUAUGCAGUCCAACACACAAACAGACAAACAGCGGUCCACACAUCUUGUCUUGCCGAUCCAUCCAUCCCGGCCCCUCCUUCUGUGUCCUGUGUGUCCACACCACCUCAGCAGCGCCCGGUGACCCCCGCACCCAAGGGCGCCAUGCGAGUGCAUCAUCAGCUGCAGUCCCCCGACCACCACCAGCAGCGUGCGGCCCGUCCAGUGCUGCACCAUGCGCCGGCGCCCAACUCGCCCUUCGGCAGUGGCAUCAGCGGGCUAUCCAACGGCAGUAGCGGCAGUAGUGGUGGGGGGCAGGUGAGAGUGCCGGUGCAUCAUCAGCCCGUGGGUGGGGGUGUGAGCGGGGGUGUCAUGAGCAAGAACCCCAGUGUGGCCGGUGUGUAUGCCACGACACCUGGCGGCUCGGGGAGUACAUCGAGGGCUGCGCCGAGGUACGUCAAGUGGCACUACAGCCAGCGAGAAAACACGCGGGCAACAAAUAUGGUUGUGUGUGUGCGUCAGUGUGGCGUCUCGUCCGAUGCCUGGUGCGUCCCGACCGGAUCAGGGGCCCUACGUGUUCCACUCUAGCCACGGCAGUGUGUCGGGAUCGAGCGGCGUGGUAGGACCCAGGACGUCAUCCCUCACCGACCCUUCUCUGCAGACGCCACCACCAGCCAUGGGUCCACCCAUGGUCUUCAGACUACCACCUGGUACGCACGGGAAGGGAACCGGUCGUUGUGCUGUGAUGGUGUCCCAUUUUUCUUUCUUUCUGUGUGCAUGUGGUGUCUUGUUUGUUCAGGGGCUCCGCCGCCCCACCCGUACUACGGUGCUGGUGGAGGGCCGCCGAUAUUCCCCGGGUACCCGCAGGCCAUGUACCCCAAGACACCGCAGUCCAAGACGCUGCACAAGCGAUGAUCAUCACACACAUACAGAGAAAGACACAGACGAAUGGGCGGAUACAUCCUGCAAUGAUGGG